CUCAUGUGACCAGUGUGCCGUACCCGUAACCGGAGCUAGUUGGGGGUACGGGCCCGUACCCGUAGCCACUUCGGUAGUGAAAAUGCUGUUUUUGCUGUUAACAACUAUUUUUGUGCGUUUAAGUUUUGGGCUACACUUUUCCAAUGUGCUUGGAGAUAAUAUGGUUUUACAGCGUUCUCCUCAACAAGCUGUUGUCUGGGGCUUCUCCUCUCCAUUUGACGUCGUCACAGUGAAUUUUAAUGGUUUUAAAGACUAUACCGCGGCUGAUCUAAACGGACAGUUUAGGAUGGUGCUUCCACCAAUGGAAGAAGGAGGACCAGUAGAUGUCCUGGCUAUGUCUACUAUUACAGGAGAUCAGGCCUUACUGAGAAAUGUCAUGUUUGGAGACGUGUUUUUUUGCAGUGGUCAGAGCAACAUGGAGUUCACAUUGGGCUCUGGUUUUAAUGCAAGUGAAGAGAUAGCAAGAGCAAAUCUUUACCCAAAUAUUCGUUUGAUGACUGUGGGUCAAAGAACAGCUUCACCUACACCAUUGACCGAACUACAAACAAUUGAACAGGAAUGGAGCAUCGCAAGUAAUGAAUCUGUUGGAGGUGAGGACUGGACGUACUUCUCAGCUGUCUGUUGGCUAUUUGGUCGUGACAUUCAUGAUUACUUAAAAGGAGCUGUGCCUAUUGGACUUAUAAGCACAAAUUGGCAUGGUACACCUGUUCAGGAUUGGUGCAGUUCUGAUGCUUUGGCUAAAUGUAAUCAAACGAAAUGCAAGCAUGCUACAUGCAAUGGUGUUGGUGCUGAUGAAGGUAACUCUGCACUAUACAAUUCAAUGAUUGCUCCGUUUCUUCCCAUGCGAGCUCUUGGUGCAAUUUGGUAUCAAGGAGAGGAAAAUGUAGGAACUGGUCCUCAGUUUGGUGAAGACUACUAUGCUUGUCAGUUUCCAGCUAUGAUUGAAGACUGGAGGGAUAAGUUUGACCUCAAAGAUAUGUAUUUUGGAUUUGUACAGUUGGCUGCAUACAAAGAGAAUGGUGGAACACCAGUUGCCGCGCUAAGAUCAGGACAACUUGCUGCUCUAGAGUUGCCUAUGGUGGGCAUGGCAAGUGCUGUGGAUCUUGGUGAUCUGUAUUCCCCGUUAGGCUCUAUUCACCCUCGAAACAAACAGACUGUAGCACGUCGUUUGGCAGCUACUGCCAAGGCUUUAAUUUAUAAAGAGAUUUUGGUGCAUCAAGGUCCUAUGUUUGCAGGAGCAUUUGCUGCAAACAGUUCUAAGAUCUCCGGCAGCAUCGAUGAGACCAGCGUUCUCAUCUCGUUUGAUCCUGAUACACUAGGUAGUGGAUUGAUAAUGAAGAAAGUAUGUUGUCCCGAAGAUCUUGAUUACAAGUAUUGUUCCGGUUUUCAACUUCAGACAGCAGAUCAAAGUUGGCACAAUGCUAUGGCCAUGGUCUAUGGUGAUACCGUUGUAGUCUCAUCAGCUAUGGUCGAGGAUCAACGUGUUUUGGGUGUUCGAUAUGGAUAUGGUGACUGGCCUGUUAUGACAAUUUUCAACAAGGAAGGGUUUCCAGCUAUACCAUUUACAUAUACUUUAUAAAUUAAAAAUUUGUGACCAGUCUGCAUAUGAUUUAUUAGAACUUUAUUGAUGUUGAGGUAUAGAAAUGCCUUCAUUUGGUAACAGACAGUUAAUUGACAUAACGAUCAAUUUUCAACUCUUGAAUGUGUUCUUAUUGGGUAUUUAAUAUGAAUUGAAAUCAUGUCAAUCUGUUGGACAAUACAUCAGUG
This is a messenger RNA of Corticium candelabrum, 1767 nucleotides long. Its product is annotated as sialate O-acetylesterase-like. Gene Ontology annotation, biological process: carbohydrate metabolic process. The transcript has 12 exons. Bases 83 to 1579 code for a protein of 498 amino acids. Lineage: Eukaryota; Metazoa; Porifera; Homoscleromorpha; Homosclerophorida; Plakinidae. The record is from RefSeq and is a predicted model, not a curated record. Gene Ontology annotation, molecular function: sialate O-acetylesterase activity.